Molecule: messenger RNA, 362 nt
Organism: Ctenocephalides felis (cat flea)
Lineage: Eukaryota; Metazoa; Arthropoda; Insecta; Siphonaptera; Pulicidae
Exons: 6
Coding region: 1-351 (116 amino acids)
Source: RefSeq, a predicted model, not a curated record
AUGAAGAAGAGUCGCUGCCACAACUCUCCAUCUGGCCACUCAGUCAGUCUUAAAAUAAACUCCGGUCCGGUCGUAAUUAAAAAUUUUGGAAAUUGUAUUAUCAAUUAUCAAUUAUCACCUGUAUUAUUUUUCUUACCUUCGCUCGCUCUCUGCAAAAGUUGUCCGCUGCUGCUCGUGUGUUGUUUUACUGUUGGAUUGAAGUUUAAAAGCCGAAUUUCUCCAACCCAGAGACCUCUUCUGAAGCCUCUCAGCAGCAAUUCGAAUCCUCUCUACUCGAAUACAACGAUUAUUCCUAAAGUGGGCUUGCAUUUCUCGAAUAGUAGCUUUCGAUUUAUCGUGAAGAUCAAUUGAAUUAAUCGAGU